UCUCUCUCUCACACACACACAGCGCUCUGUUUCUCAAGGUUUCCUCCUAUACAAAAAUUAAAUGACAUUGCACUUGUUGUGCCCUUCUUCAUGGCUCUCUCCCUUCUCUCUUCCCUCUCCACGCAAGUUCUCAGACACGCUUCUUCAACACCCCAACAACAGUAGCACAACUCUGUUGUAUCUCAUAGUCAGUGGUACAGAUUCAUCUUCAUUCAGAAACCACAAGUUUUCGAGCUGCUUCCCCGCUUUUAGAAACUUGAGUACUAGAGCUUCGGUUAGUGGGAGCCAAAACGAGGUCAGAGAGAGUUCCGUUGAGGAAUUGUUGGACCCCGACGAUGAUUUCUUUAAUCGCGUUUCAUCUCUGAAAGACGCUAAUCAAGUAUUGGAUAUGAUCGCCGAGAAGUAUAAUGGUAAGAGGAGCGGCGGUGUUGUCAGCGCUCCUGAUUGUUGUUCAAUUAUUUCCGCCGCGCUUGAUCGGAACAAUGCGGACUUGGCCCUCUCAAUUUUCUCCGCUAUGCGUUCCAGCUUCGAUCCAGUGGUUGAUGAAAAAGGUCCGUCUGUUGAGAGAUGGACAUGGUCCAGGCCAGAUGUAAACACUUACACAGUGUUAAUACGGGGUCUUGCUGCAUCACUGAGGGUUUCGGAUGCCCUUAGAAUGAUUGCCAAUGUUUGCCGAGUGGGAGUGUCUCCAGGUGAAGAGGUCCCUUUUGGUAAGAUCGUGAGGUGUCCUAGUUGUAUGAUAGCUGUUGUUGUUGCACAACCCCAACAUGGUAUUCAGAUUGUCUCCUGUUCCAAGUGUCGCUACAAGUAUGAAUUUGUUUCUGGCGACAUAGUUAAUAUUGAGUCAGAAGAAACAAGCAUGGAUAUUCCUGCAUGGAGAAGAGGGCUAGGAUUCCUGCAAAUAGUAAAGCAAAGUGUUCCUGCUGCAGUUCAUUCCAUUGUGGUGCAGACGCCAUCUGGAAUGGCUCGGACACACAGGUUUGCCACUGAAACAGUUGAUCUACCUGCACAACAAGGAGAAAGAGUAACCAUUGCUCUGGCAGCUCCGUCAAGUGUUUAUAGAGAGGUGGGCCCUUUGAAGUUUAGUCCAAAAGCCCCCAACUACUACCCUGGAGAGCCUAUGUGCCUGACUAACCACAGAGAUGGCCGAGAAUCUCCAUUAUUGCGAGCACCCUCAAAAAAUGGAGGCACUUCCAUACUUAACCCUUCUGUACUCUUUCCACUUCUUGCUGUGCUGGCCACUGGAGAUGCUGCCUCUGGAAUUAUUGACCCUGGCUUGCCUCAAGCCAUUUCAGUUGCUGCAUUUUCAUCUCUAGUUCUUGGAGCCACUUUAAACAGUCUGGUUUUUCCACAGUUAAAUAAGCUACCUCAAAGGUUGGUGGAUGUAAUUGCUAUCAGGCAGCAACUUUUAUCUCAAUACGACAGACUUCAAUCUCGCAUCAAAGAUUUGAAAGCAACUGCUGAAAAUGAGGUUUGGAUGCUGGCUCGUAUGUGCCAAUUGGAGAACAAAAUUUUCGCCGUGGGAGAACCUUCUUAUCGUGCUAGGAGAAAUAGAGUCAAACGGGUGCGUGAAGGCUUGGAAAAUUCACUCAAGAAACGGAUUGAAUUAAUUGAAAGCUAUGCAAGAGUUUCUUCUAUGAUUGAGAUUGAGGUAGAGAUGGACUCUGAUGUUCUUGCUGCUGAAGUGGCUAGCAAUGCAGAAAGUAUAGCUGAACAGAUACAGCAAAUCAUGGAGCUUGAAAAUCUUGAAGAGAGAUGGAGAAUCCAAGCCGAGGCAAAUGAUGAGGCAGAAAGACUUCUCAGUUCUGAAGCCAUACCCACAGAACAGAUUGUAGACCGAUAACUGUCGAGAAACAGAACAUUUGGCACUGGUUCUGUUACAUAUACGCUAUGACUGCUGCACGACAAUAUAGUCACCAUCAUCCUGAAGAAAAAUUUCAACUAUGCAUGGGAAGGACGAUGGCAUAUGUGAGGAUAGCUUGAUUGUCUCAAUGCUGAUGGCUGUCCUUCCAUUCGACUAACCUUUGAAUGUAAGAACUGCAUCGUUCUGUUGUAACUUUAAGUUGGCAUUGUUGAUUGAAAAUUCGGAAUUCAUCAUUGUACUUGUGGUGUUGCAACUGGAGAAUUCUGAUACUUUUAUGCAUGGGAUUUCCCUCAUUCUUUCUAGUGAACUUCUGCUGGAAUUGUAGAC
Messenger RNA from Ilex paraguariensis (yerba mate), 2191 nucleotides. Lineage: Eukaryota; Viridiplantae; Streptophyta; Magnoliopsida; Aquifoliales; Aquifoliaceae. The record is from the annotation of a GenBank genome assembly.